CCGGGUUUCUGGGAACCGGUUUGGCUGCUGUGUCAUUUUGUACCAGCUCCUCCUUUCCCCGCUGCCCGCCGCCUCGUUCUCCCUACGCCCCUUUGUAUGGUGUCGUCUUCGUGUAUGUCCGUUUUCCUCGCGAAGCCCACCAGCCAAAUGUCAUAAUGUUCCCGAGGUGCACGGGGAAAGGGAGCGGGCCGGCUCUUGGCUUGGCCAAGCAACGGUAAACACCAAGCAGAGUGCGAGUGGACCGGGCUGGCGGUGGGAAAUAAAGUUUAAAGAUGAAGAAGCUGGGAAGAUUUGAUUGAUACCCUCAGUCUCUAGCAGGCUGCAUAUAGAAACGGCGAUUGGGCUGGGUGGUAAAUAGCACUUGUUUAAGCCUGAAUCUACCGACUUUUAAAUGGAGUUGUCAUUCAAGCAAGCACCUGAUCAACUUUCUAGCAGGAGAACGAUCAUGGAGGUGGUGCCAGCUGAGGUGAAUAGUUUGCUUCCAGAGGAGAUAAUGGACACUGGUAUAACUUUAGUGGAUGAUGAUAGUAUUGAGGCUGUUAUUGUUUCGUCCCCAAUUCCCAUGGAGACAGAACUGGAAGAAAUUGUCAACAUAAAUUCUACUGGUGAUUCUACAGCCACGCCCAUUUCCACGGAACCAAUCACAGUGUACAGUAACCACACUAACCAAGUUGCAGUGAAUACCACAAUUACUAAAGCAGAUUCUAAUACCACAGUGAAACCAGCUUUUCCAAGUGGCCUUCAAAAACUUGGUGCUCAGACUCCUGUGACUAUAUCAGCCAAUCAGAUUAUUUUAAACAAAGUAUCGCAGACAUCUGAUCUUAAACUUGGCAAUCAGACCCUUAAACCAGAUGGACAGAAGUUAAUUUUAACAACUUUGGGCAAGUCUGGUUCACCAAUUGUUUUAGCACUACCCCAUAGCCAACUACCCCAGGCUCAGAAAGUUACAACUCAGGCCCAGUCAGGAGAUGCUAAGUUACCACCGCAGCAAAUUAAAGUAGUUACCAUUGGAGGGAGGCCAGAGGUGAAACCUGUCAUUGGUGUCUCAGCAUUGACCCCAGGAAGUCAACUGAUUAAUACUACAACUCAGCCCUCUGUGUUACAGACCCAACAGUUAAAAACAGUACAGAUUGCUAAGAAGUCUCGAACACCAACUUCUGGUCCAGUAAUCACGAAGCUGAUCUUUGCAAAACCAAUUAAUAGUAAAGCAGUUACAGGACAGACAACUCAAGUGUCACCACCAGUCGUUGCAGGUAGGGUUCUUUCACAAUCUACUCCCGGGACUCCAUCAAAGACCAUAACAAUAUCUGAAAGUGGUGUUAUUGGAUCAACUUUAAAUUCUACAACACAGACACCAAAUAAAAUAGCCAUCUCACCUUUGAAAUCGCCAAAUAAGGCAGUGAAAUCGGCUGUGCAGACUAUCACUGUUGGAGGCGUGAGCACAUCACAAUUUAAGACAAUUAUUCCUCUGGCAACUGCUCCCAAUGUCCAGCAGAUUCAAGUGCCUGGAAGCAAGUUUCAUUAUGUCCGACUUGUUACUGCCACAACAGCCAGUAGCUCAACCCAGCCCGUUAGUCAGAAUCCCAGUACAAACACUCAGCCUCUUCAGCAAGCAAAACCAGUGGUGGUUAAUACCACUCCAGUGCGGAUGUCAGUUCCCCUGGUCUCAGCGCAGGCUGUCAAACAAGUUGUUCCAAAACCGAUCAAUCCAACUUCACAAAUAGUUACUACCAGCCAGCCACAGCAGCGGCUCAUCAUGCCGGCCACACCACUACCACAGAUCCAGCCAAACCUCACGAACCUGCCGCCAGGCACCGUGCUGGCACCAGCUCCGGGAACAGGGAAUGUGGGUUACGCAGUGCUUCCAGCUCAGUACGUUACUCAGCUACAGCAGUCUUCAUAUGUGUCUAUAGCAAGCAACUCUAACUUUACCGGAACACCUGGUAUCCAGACCCAGGCAAGGCUUCCAUUCAAUGGCAUAAUCCCAUCCGAGUCCGCCAGUCGGCCCAGAAAGCCCUGUAAUUGUACAAAAUCACUGUGCUUGAAAUUAUAUUGUGAUUGCUUUGCAAAUGGUGAAUUUUGCAACAACUGCAAUUGUACUAAUUGUUACAAUAAUUUGGAACAUGAAAAUGAAAGGCAAAAAGCAAUAAAGGCAUGCCUCGACAGAAAUCCAGAAGCUUUUAAGCCUAAAAUAGGGAAAGGAAAGGAGGGAGAAUCAGAUCGACGUCACAGCAAAGGAUGUAAUUGCAAACGAUCAGGAUGUCUUAAAAACUAUUGUGAAUGCUAUGAGGCAAAAAUAAUGUGUUCCUCGAUAUGCAAAUGUAUUGGCUGUAAGAAUUUUGAAGAAAGCCCAGAAAGAAAGACAUUGAUGCACUUGGCAGAUGCAGCCGAAGUAAGGGUACAGCAACAGACAGCAGCGAAGACUAAGUUAUCCUCUCAAAUUUCGGACUUGCUUACCAGGCCAACACCAGCUUUGAAUAGCGGAGGAGGAAAAUUGCCAUUUACAUUUGUAACUAAGGAAGUAGCAGAAGCCACGUGUAAUUGCCUUCUUGCCCAGGCAGAGCAGGCAGACAAGAAGGGGAAAUCAAAGGCAGCGGCUGAACGGAUGAUACUUGAGGAAUUCGGACGAUGUUUGAUGAGCGUCAUCAACUCUGCAGGAAAAGCAAAAAGUGACCCUUGUGCCAUGAAUUGCUAACUCCUGCACAAAAGACUGAUAAAUGGAACUGUACAGAAGAUUGAAGGUGCAGGGACACUUUAUUUUCUGGAAGAUAGUUUAACAAUUAUUGUAUUGUUAAUUCAGUCCUGUGAGACCUGAGAUUAUAUUGAAAAAAAAAGAAAUUUUAAAUGAGGAAGUUAGUACAUUUUAAAUCUUAGUUAAAUCUGCUUAUGCCCCUUCUAAAUUGAAUUUUUCUUUAUUGUAUUAUAUAGGUUUUUAAUUUGCUUGGGUUUCUUAACAAUUAGAUGUUCUAUCCUUCUGAUUCUAUUGACAAAGAACAUUUAUAAAUUACUAUAAUUUAUAAUGUAUGGCGUUGUAUGACUUUGUUCCAGUAGAAAAAGCCAAAGAAGCAUUGGUAUUACCCAGUCAUUCUUUGGUAUUAGACCUAGAAUAUAAGCAGAUAGAAUGUCUACAUAAACAAAUUCUUAUGAAACAUAUUCAAAUGACAUGUUGUUUAGAAAAGUACUGUCUUCUUAAGAGAAGUCAACUUUCUAGGGAAGAUUCUGGUAUAAUAUCCUAUUGUCACUUUGGGAAUGUCAGAAGGGGAAGUAAUCCGUAGGCACACUUUUAAAAUAAAAACGUUGUUUUUUAAAAAAACAUAUAAAGUGUUACAGGACAGUAAAUAAUUCUCAAAGGAUGGGCAAUGUAUUUCCAUAAUGAGUGACUAAGAAAUGCCCUGGGAUGUUUCCAUUUUCUUUCAAGGAGGUGGUAUGUAUUUGAAAUGAUAAUAAAUUUUCAAAGUGAUUACUGGGUACUAUUAAAAUGAAAGGUGCAUAUGAAUAGAAGUAAACAUAUUAUUAUUAUGUAGCGAUAAUAUAGAACCUUACGUAAUUAUCAGGUAUAAAAUUUGGCUUGGAUAGAGAAUAAAGAAUAUUGAAGCUCUAAGAGAUGAAUUUAGGGAAGGGUUUUUCAUCUUACAACAGUUCUCUUUAUACACUUUUGAACUAAAAGGUUUCAAACCAAUAUAUGACUUUUACUCGAUUUACUGAAAUGGGCCUCCUAACAAAGCUUUCAAAAUUGUAGUGGGAUUUCUGUUUAUAAGGGAAGCUUAAUAUGGCAUUAUUUUUAGCCAGUGAUUUGGUAAGCUGAAUAUAAUUACUAAAAUGACCUAAAUCACUUUCAGUAAUUCAAAAUUCAAAGCUUUAUGAAUUUAAGAGCCUUGUUAUAAUAGGACUCUGGAUUUUAUGACAAGAAAAAACCAUGUUGGAAUUGAGGCAUUUUGUUAGGUACCUUAAUCCUCAGUAAUUAUUAGUAUAUGAUUAUUACAUUUCCUCCGAGGAAUCUAUAGUUGUAUGUAUUAAGUGUGUAUAUAUGUUCAUAUGAACACGUAAGAUAUAGGCAAUAGAAAUUAAGUAAUCCAAAAGAUUCCGUUAUUCAUUAGAGUAUCUUUUGAAAUUUGGAUUUAUAAAAUUAUAGUGCAGUAACUUUAAAUGUAGAUAGUGCAAACAUUCUUAGCACCUCAAUCUAGUAUGUUUAAUUAAAAUUUGUAUAAAUGUAAAUUAGUGUAAGAGGAUAAAAUAAUAUCUAAUCACAUUAUUUUUCAAAAGAUUACAGUACCUUUUAGGUCUAAAUCUAAACUUUGUUCAUUUUGUAAAUAUUCUGUGUUUAAUUCUAAUUGCACCUUUGUGAUGUGUAUUUAUAUACAGUGUGCAGAAAAUGUUUGUGAAAUUUGGAUCACAAUUGUAGAUUAUGUAUGAUGGCAUUGCUUGAGAAUGUUUUGCUUGUAAAAAUUUGAAGGUGCAAUCAAAUGCUACUAGUUUUUCUGAUUUUCAAGAAGCUAUCUAAAGUAUUAA
Molecule: messenger RNA, 4509 nt
Organism: Ceratotherium simum simum (southern white rhinoceros)
Lineage: Eukaryota; Metazoa; Chordata; Mammalia; Perissodactyla; Rhinocerotidae
Gene: LIN54
Product: lin-54 DREAM MuvB core complex component
Biological process (GO): regulation of DNA-templated transcription
Cellular component (GO): nucleus
Source: RefSeq, a predicted model, not a curated record